Molecule: messenger RNA, 5835 nt
Organism: Choloepus didactylus (southern two-toed sloth)
Lineage: Eukaryota; Metazoa; Chordata; Mammalia; Pilosa; Megalonychidae
Gene: ZNF862
Product: zinc finger protein 862
Exons: 9
Coding region: 212-3727 (1171 amino acids)
Biological process (GO): regulation of DNA-templated transcription
Molecular function (GO): protein dimerization activity
Source: RefSeq, a predicted model, not a curated record
UUUCAGGGCUCGACGAAAGCUCCCGCCUCCCGGGUCUGGGAGAGCGAAGCGAAGUUCCCGGGCCGCGCUCCCUCCCCGCCAGGACGCCCUCCCCGUCCCGGGACCCUAGUUUCCAAGGUGGUCGCGGUGGCGGCAUCCUCAGACCAGGUCGCGGGGGGAGAGGGCGACCUGGAGGCAGUCGGGGUCAGCACAGGCCACCGAAUGCGGGGUCAUGGAGCCCAGGGAAUCGGGGAAGGCUCCUGUGACGUUUGACGACAUCACAGUAUACUUGCUUCAGGAGGAAUGGAUGCUGCUAAGUCAGCAACAGAAGGAGAUCUGUGGUUCUGACAAGCUAGUGGCACCACUGGGAUCAACUAUUGCCAGCCCAGACCUGUUCUAUAAGUUUGAGCAAGGGGUGGAGCCAUGGCUAGGAAAUGUUCAAAGCCAGAGAAAUCUCCUGAACCAUCACCCAGGAAAAAACAAAAUGGGCUACAUGGAAGAUAUAGAUGUGCAAGGUUCAGCCAGAGAAACUGGACUGUACUUGCCACCCCAGAAGAAAGCCUGUCUUUCUCACUUCAGUACAGAAAGUGAAAACAUAGAAGAAGACUGUACAGAAAAAAGCAGAAAGCCUUUAAAACCCCGAUCUAUCCAGAAGUCAUGGUUUGCACAGUUUCCAUGGUUGAUCAUGAAUGAGGAGCAGACAGCUCUAUUUUGUUCUGCUUGCCGCGAAUACUCAUCUGUCAGGGACAAGCGAUCAAGAUUAAUAGAAGGUUAUACAGGACCAUUCAAGGUGGAGACUCUCAAAUAUCAUGCCAAAAGCAAAGCUCACAUGUUCUGUGUCAGUGCCUUGGCUGCAAGGGAUCCCGUCUGGGCAGCCCGUUUCCAGAGCAUCAGAGGGACAUCUGGAGAUGUACUAACCAGCCCGGAACACCUCUUCAAUACAGAUUAUCACAUAUUGUACCCUCCGGGUCCUCUGGGAGACUGUGAUAACACAGCUGAGCUCUUGCCAAGCUCUGGAGCUGAACUGGAGGGUCCUGGGGGGAAUGGAGCAAUUUCUGCAUUAUAUCUAGACUGCAUUUCAGAUUUGAGGCAGAAAGAAAUUGCUGAUGACAUCCACAAUUCCUCAGACAUUAACAUUUUAUUUAAUGACUUUCCUGAUUCCUGCAGUCAGGAUCCUUCUGAAGAGGGGCUGUUUGAGGAGGUUCCUGUGGUGUUUGAGGAGCUCCCUGUGGUGUUUGAGGAUGUGGCGGUAUAUUUCACCCGGGAGGAGUGGGGCAUGCUAGACAAGCGGCAGAAGGAACUGUACAGAGACGUGAUGCGGAUGAAUUAUGAGCUCUUGGCAUCACUGGGGCCUGCUGCUGCCAAACCAGACUUGAUCUCAAAACUGGAACGUAGAGCUGCUCCCUGGAUCAAGGAUCCAAAUGGGCCAAAGUUGGGGAAAGGUCAUCCUCCAGGGAAAAAGAAGAUGGUGGCAGUAACAGGUAUCAACCCACGAGCCUUGGCUGUAGAAUCUGCAUUGUUUCCAGUUCCUUCUGUGGAAACGUGUAACUCCUACUGCAGUUCCAACAUUUGUGAAGUAGAAGUAAAUGGACCGAGGAAAAUCAAGAGGACUUACAGGCCCCGUUCAAUUCAGAGAUCUUGGUUUGGGCAAUUCCCAUGGUUGGUAAUUGACCCAAAAGAGACCAAGCUUUUCUGCUCAGCUUGCAAAGAAAGACCUAAUCUCCAUGACAAAUCAUCCCGCUUGGUCAGAGGUUACACUGGGCCUUUUAAAGUGGAGACUUUAAAAUACCAUGAAGUCAGCAAAGCACACAAACUCUGUGCCAAUACUGUAGAAAUCAAAGAAGACACCCCUCAGACUGCCCUAGUCCCAGAAAUCUCCAGUGAUCUAAUGGCAAACAUGGAGCACUUUUUCAAUGCUGCUUACUCCAUUGCAUACCACUCAAGGCCACUGAAUGACUUUGAGAAGAUCCUACAACUUCUCCAAAGCACUGGAACCAUGAUUUUAGGUAAAUACCGAAAUCGUACUGCAUGUACUCAGUUCAUCAAAUACAUCUCUGAAACUCUGAAGAAAGAAAUCCUCGAUGAUAUCCGAAACUCUCCUUGUGUGAGCAUGUUAUUGGACAGCUCCACAGACUCCUCUGACCAGGCGUGUGUGGGGAUUUAUAUCCGGUACUUUAAAGAGUUGGAGGUGAAAGAGUCUUACAUCACUUUGGCUCCUCUGUACAAUGAGACAGUGGAUGGAUAUUUUGAAACCAUAAUUUCUGCUCUGGAUGAACUGGACAUCCCUUUUCGGAAGCCUGGUUGGGUUGUAGGCUUGGGAACCGAUGGCUCAACUAUGUUAAGCUGUAAAGGAGGCCUUGUGGAAAAGUUCCAGGAGAUCAUCCCUCAGCUGCUGCCAGUCCACUGUGUGGCCCACCAGCUCCAUCUGGCUGUUGUGGAUGCUUGUGGGAGCAUUGACCUGGUGAAGAAGUGUGACCGGCACAUCCGAACUGUCUUCAAGUUUUACCAGUCCUCAAAUAAAAGACUGAAUGAGCUUCAGGAAGGUGCAGCCCCGCUGGAGCAGGAAAUUAUCCGCCUAAAGGACUUGAAUGCUGUCAGGUGGGUGGCCAGUAAGAGGCGGACAUUGAAUGCCCUUAUUGUGAGCUGGCCUGCCCUGGCUAGGCACCUGCAGAGCAUGGCAGAAGCUGGGGGCCAGAUUGGGCACAGGGCCAAAGGCAUGCUGAAGCUAAUGAAGAGCUUCCAUUUCAUCAAGUUCUGCCACUUCCUUUUGGACUUCCUGAACAUCUACAGACCUUUGUCUGAGGUGUGCCAGAAAGAGAUUGUGCUGAUUACAGAGGUGAACUCCACACUGGAACAGGCUUAUAUAGCGCUAGAGACCCUUCUUCACCAGGCAGGGCCCAAAGAGGAAGAAUUCACUGCCAGCUUCAAGGAUGGGCGACUCCAUGGCAUCUUCUUGGACAGAAUAGAGAUGGCUGAACAGCGGUUUCAGGCAGACAGGGAAAAAAUGAUCCUGACUGGGAUCAGAUACCUUCAACAAAGGUUUGAUGCAGACCGUUCCCCUCAGCUCAGGAACAUGGAAGUGUUUGACACCUUGGCCUGGCCAAAUGGGAUUGAACUUGCCACUUUUGGGAAUGAUGAUAUUCUUGCCCUUGCCAGACAUUUUGAACUCUCACUCCCCACAGGAUACAGUGAGGAAGCACUACUGGAGGAGUGGCUGGGCCUGAAAACCAUUGCCAAGAACCUCCCAUUCUCCAUGCUGUGCAAAAAUGCCCUUGCUCAGCACUACCGCUUCCCCUUGCUGAGCAGGCUCAUGGCAGUGGUGGUCUGUGUGCCCAUCUCCACCUCCUGUUGUGAGCGGGGAUUCAAUGCCAUGAACCGGAUCAGGACUGAUGAGAGAACCAAGCUCUCCAAUGAGGUGAUCAACAUGCUCAUGAUGACAGCAGUGAAUGGUGUGGCAGUUACAGAGUAUGACCCACAACCUGCUAUCCAGCACUGGUACCUGACUUCCUCAGGCCGUCGUUUCAGCCAUGUCUACACCUGUGCUCAAGUGCCAACUCGCUCCUGUACAAGUGCUGGGUUCAGGAAUGAGAAGAUGGGCACACUCUAUAUGGAGAAGUCAGUGACCCAGAAGCCAUCCAUUCAGUCCUACAGGGAACCAGUGGAGAUUCUGAAGGACUGCAUCAUUGACCCACCCAACAGAUUCAUGUACCCCCACACCAGCCAGGAGAUCUCCCCAAAACUGUCCUGAAAGAGAGAGCCUCCUGUAGAAAUAGGAAUAUUAGGGAUUACUAGGGAGAUCCCUCAUCCUUCCCUCCUCUCUUGUGGCACAGGCCACUCUGAAGCAGGAAUAUGGUGACAGGCUUUCCGCUAAGAUUCUAGGCAGGGGUAGGGUGGGGGUGGGGGACACUCUCACCAGGAAGUGGACUGUGAAAAGAUGAAGUCCACACUCUAGAGAGGCAAGGUAAUUAGGAGGCACACCUCUUUACCAAGGCCCCUCUCUAAGCAUAGCAGGACCUCAUAGCACUUAAAUAGUUAAGUUCAGAUCUCAAGUUCAUUUUCAAGGUGCUUCAGGAAAUAAUCCCAUCAUGAAAGAGUUCACCCCAUGUUCCCAUGGCAGGAGGACUUCUCUGAAGUGGGAGUUACUGCUGGAGGUGAGGGCUUAAAGGAGCACUCAGCCCCUUGGAUAGCUGGGAAAUGUUCCAGGAGGCUACCCACAGCCUAAGUGGCCUGGGGGAAACUCCACUUUGUUAAGGCGAAGGAUUCCCAGGAUCUAGGGACAGCUGGCCUGGCCGGAAGCGCUUAUAGGAGCCAUUGUUCUGGGACCGCUCGUCCUGGCUCCUGUGGCAAAAGCAGUGGGGCCUUGACUCCCAGGAAGAGACUUGUAUCAAAGAAUUUCUCUACCUCCUCCCAGGGCAUUCCUUUUCAGAAUGAAACAAACAAAAAACCAUUAGAACAGAGAGCUGAAGGAAAGCUAUCCUCUUGCAGCUAUGGGACAGUGGAGGAAAGUGUUUUCCCUGGAAGGGAACACUUGUGUCUGACCUGUGUCAUGCUGAGCCCCAUUUUCCUAAAGAGUGUACCAGACCAAGUUUGGAGUUGGGGACCUUGGGAUCUGGCUCCACUUCUGCUGCAGGCAGUGAUCAUCCAUGAUUAAUCCCUUCCUCUUUUCUCUGCCUCAGUUUCCCUCUCCAUGAAGUGGCAGCAGAGAAUCCAAGUGCCUUGAAAGAAAUACAUCAGGCCUGCACAAUGAGGACUUAGCUGCCUACAGUCCUUCUCUUCAUCCUUAGUUGUACAGUCUCCAGGGCCUGCAGACUCCCUUGGAGAGGUUUCCUAUUUUUGCCUCACAAGAGAACAAGCCGAAGUGCAUUGGGAGUCGAAAGAGUAAGCACUUUCCCUUUGGCCAGAGUUCUGGCUAUUAUCUCCUUCCCUAUCUGUAAUCUUUAUAGCAUCUCUUUGUACAUAUCCUGGUAUUUCUCUCUCCCUUUUCCCUAAUGACUGAUGCCCACUGGGUCUGACAUUCAGAGUAACCAGCAUUAGAAGUGACAGUUUGACUUCAGUAGCCAUAGAAUUAGGAGAUGAGGGUGGGAGCAAGGGAUCUCAGCCCUCUGCCCUAGCGAGAUAGCAGAAAGUGUAACCAUACUCCAGACCUUCUGCUUCUCUCUCUCAGCCCUGCCAUGCAAAGGGUACAUUCCUAGAGUGAUAAGUACUUCUUAGCACAGCGUGAGGAUUGGCCAGAUCCCACUUGCAAAUGUGUCUGUUCAGCCAAGAACAUUACUGGGGAUUAGCCCCAGGCAUGUGCUCUCCUCCUCUUCUUGCAAAUAUGUGCAAAUGAGAUUUAAAAAACAUGUUUGAUUUUUAACCUUUUGCUAUCUGAAUAAAACAGAGUUUAUUUCAACACAUGUCUGUGUUCUUUAAGUUCCAUUAAUAAGAACUAGGAAAUUGGAGAAGCUGCUCAAAGCUAACCGGAUCUUCAGUCUCAAGAGGCAACAGGGCUAAGGUGCAGAGGUGAUCAGAGUAAGUGUGUGUUCACCUUCAGUUUUGUCUUUAGAUUUCUUUCUUUUCUGAUCCUUGAAAGUGAGCUAAAUUGUCUUUGCAGCAGGAGUUAAGAAACAAUAGAGAAAAGAUGUAUACAGUUUAGUGAGAGGUCUUCUAAUUAAGUACUUGAAUGUUUUACUUUUGCUUAGCACUUUAUAGUUUACAAAGUACUUUCAAAUACAUUCUCUCAUUUGAUUUACUGGGAAUUAAACGUCAGACUUCAAAGGAAAAACAUCUCUUUGUGCCAGACCUUUUUUAAGAAUGAAGCCUGACCCCAUCACUAGGACAGAGUUUCUUAAGGAACUGCUCUUAGAAUCACUUUCU